Messenger RNA from Ilex paraguariensis (yerba mate), 1535 nucleotides. The record is from the annotation of a GenBank genome assembly. NCBI's taxonomy places the organism in Eukaryota, Viridiplantae, Streptophyta, Magnoliopsida, Aquifoliales, Aquifoliaceae.
CUCAAAUUUCCACCUUGAUUCACCGUUCUUCAAAAUCCAACCAUCAUUCUUCGACCUGUAGAUACAGAUAUAUAUACAUAUCUAAGGAGGCAAAUUGUGGCGGAGAAGAUGGCGGCGGCAGGCGGCGUGGGAGUUGGCGGAGGAGGAGGAGGAGGAGAGGUGUGGAAAGCGCAUGUGGCAAUGGCGAUGGUACAGGCGUUCUACGGAGGGUACCAUGUCCUCACCAAAGUGGCUCUCAAUGUCGGAGUCAACCAGCUUGUUUUCUGCGUCUUCCGGGACCUCAUUGCUCUCUCCAUUCUCGCUCCCGUCGCCUAUGUCAGCGAAAAGUCAGUAUCACCGUAUACAUAUGUUUCGAGAAUAAGACUACCAUUAAAUAGACGCCUUCUCUUGUCGUUUUUCUUUCUCGGAUUAACUGGGAUUUUUGGGAACCAGCUUUUGUUUCUUAUGGGUCUUUCCUACACAAAUCCCACUUAUGCUGCAGCCAUACAACCUGCAAUUCCUGUAUUCACAUUUAUAUUGGCUGUGACAAUGGGUACAGAAACAGUGAAUUUGCUCCGAACUGAAGGUCAGGCAAAGUUUGGUGGUACACUUGUAUGUGUCUCUGGAGCUAUUUUAAUGGCUUUGUUCCAGGGCCCGGCUUUGUUUGGAUAUGGAGAGACAGAUUUCACUGUACAAAGUCAAAUAAGUGCCAGGGGGCCAGAGCCUGCUGGAUGGUUGAUGUCUAGUUUUCUGGAUUUUGGGAUUAAUCAUUGGCACCUUGGUGUCUUAUGCUUAAUAGGAAACUGUAUUUGCAUGGCAGCUUAUAUAGCCAUUCAGGAGCCUGUUCUAAUUCAGAUGAACUGGGUUUGCUUUUCAGUUGUCGGAAAAUCAUUCUUGUUCUGUCAUGGGAUUAGUUCAGAACUGCAGGCUCCAGUAUUGGCGAAGUAUCCUGCAAGCUUAUCAGUAACGGCAUAUUCAUACCUUUUUGGUGCAAUUUUGAUGGUAGUAACUGCAUUCUUUAUGACCAACAAUUCAACAGACUGGAGAUUGACGCUAUCUGAGGUUCUUGCAGUAUGCUAUUCGGGACUAGUGGCAUCUGCCCUGAACUAUGGAUUGUUGGCAUGGUCCAAUAAGAUCCUGGGACCUGCUUUGGUUGCUCUCUAUUACCCACUUCAACCCGCUGCAUCUGCAUUCCUGUCAGCAAUUUUCCUCGGAAGCCCUAUUUAUUUGGGAAGCAUCCUGGGAGGACUUUUAAUUAUAGCUGGGCUUUAUUUGGUCACUUGGGCAUCCUAUCGAGAAAGACAGGCAGCCAUGGGGAUUAUUCCUCAAGUUUCUCAUGCCUCUGAUCCGCUGAUUCACAGGGACUCAUCCCUCGGCAACAUCGCAUACCAGACAUGACACAUUUUCUCAGGGCCUUCCACCUCAAAUACCAAAGAUCAUGGAUUAAACCAACAUAUAUGAUAUCACUGUUUUCAAAUUUUGUAUUGAAGUCAACUCCAUAGAAGAAAUUUGUAUCAUUCAUCAAGGGUUAUAUUGUCAAAGGAUGCAUUCUUGCG